This is a messenger RNA of Ogataea philodendri, 222 nucleotides long. RefSeq lists its product as uncharacterized. Lineage: Eukaryota; Fungi; Ascomycota; Pichiomycetes; Pichiales; Pichiaceae. Bases 1 to 222 code for a protein of 73 amino acids. The transcript has a single exon. The record is from RefSeq and is a predicted model, not a curated record.
AUGACAAACAGCGGCGACUCUUCUGCCAAAAGGAAGUCCCACACCAGCGAGAGGUCCAUGAAGCUGGACAUGUCGUGCGCAAACAGCGAGAUCACCGAACUCAGGGCGUACACUGGCUCGACAAACCCGAUCAGCGUGAACAGUUUGGGGUCCACCUGGGACAGCAGGUCAGGGAUCAACUGGAGUUCUCUGACCGUGGACUCGAUGUCUGGGAGCAUGUGA